GAUAACCCAACAGUUUGAAUAGAAAACUUAUACUUUCAUAGAAUUAAUUCUAUGAACCUUUUAACUGACAAAAUUCUUAAGGCUAUAAUUAUAGUGUAUACAAGUAUCUCUCAGACGGUUGAGGGAUCGAGGAGUCAGUGAGUCUGGUUGGUGAAUACUGUCCUGAAACUGUUAGACUCUUCUGUAAGAUUCCUGUGAAUUCUACUACUGCCACAACCAAAUCAAGAAUUGACCCCCCUCGAUCACAAAAAUUGCCAAGGAAAGAGUUAAACAUGAUGACAGUGUGCAGGCCAAGUGCAGUACUAAUCAUCUUAUUUUCAAUGAUAAGUGAAGAGGUGUACUCAUCAUCAGUGUCUCUGACUGUUGAGGGAGGAGUGAGUCUGGUUGGUGAACACUGUCCUGGAACUGUCAGACUGUUCUGUGAAGGAGUGGACCUCACACUGUUAGAAUGGAAGUUCUACCAUGAUGACAACAUGUAUUUGCUCAAACGCUUCGAUACUGAUAGUGUGAAUGAGACCACAAAAGUCUUUAAUGACUCAACAUUGGUCUCUGCAUCUGUCGAACUUGUUGAGUUGUCCCAGGACAAAAUUUUGAGAAUCUUUGCAAAUUUCUCAUCAGUUCUUUCUUUAGACAUUUCUCAAAUAGCCAUUGGGAUACAGAAGGUUUUCAAGAUCAGAUGUGGUGAUGCACAAAAAUUCAAUGAAACCUUAGUGAACAUCUCAAUAGUAGAAGAGACAGUACCCAAUGUCUAUAAUUUCAGUGUGAGCAUCAAUACUUCUAUACUGACAGUCACUUGGAAUCAAUACGCUGAAUGUUCACAAUACCAAGAGGAGAUCCUUUACAAUGUUUCCCUAAUUCUCUUUGAUGGUACAAAUGACAAUAAAAUUGUAAACAGUAGAGUGUGCACACCAACUUGCUCUGUAUCCUUUGAAGUUUUGGAAACUGGGAUCUAUGUUGUCGCCCUUCAAGCUAAAAACAACAUAGGGACAAGUAAUAUCACUACAUACAGUGGCAUCAUACCAGAAUCUAUUGUGUGUGAUCCUUCUACUCUUAUCAACGGGAGUCUUAGAAUUUUAUCGACUGAGUCUGAUUUCGCGGAGGGGUCAGAAAUAGUGCUCCAGUGUGACAAUGGUCUACUUCCCAGUCACCCAAGAACAGCAACUUGUGUUAAAGUUUCAGGAAGAGGAGAGUGGGUGCCAAAUCCUGCUGACCUACUUUGUGAAGAAGAGAAAUGCAGUGUUCUUCCAAAAAGGCUAACCAACAGCUCGUUACUCAAAUAUUCCUACACAAGCACUGGUGAAUAUUUAACUAUCAGGUUUUGGUGUGAAGAAGGAUACAAGCUCAUUGGACAGAAUAUCUUUGCCUGUAAUAGUACGUACCGGUGGAGUCUCGACCUUGAAGUCCUAAAGUGUUUACGACAAGAUUCCAAGGAAGUUUCUCUGACCAUCAAUGAAGUUGCUGUGAUUUCCACCAUUGUAACAUUUAUUGUGGCAAUGGUUUCUGGUUGUGCUUGUGGUGCUCUCUUGACAUACUGGUUCAUGCGGAAGAAGGCAGUGUUCUCCCCGGCAGCUGAUGGACAAGCUAUUAACGUAGGAUCCACUGUACCAGCUGGUCCUAUUUAUGAGGAGGUGUCACCCAAAGAGGAGAUUGAACUCAACAUUAACCAAGCGUAUGGACCAGUAUAGACGGUGUUAGUGUCCAUGUAACAUUCCAGCCAUUAUUAUGGUUAUAGUUAACGUUUUACAUAUUCAUGCAUGUGCAUAAAUUACAGAAUGAGAAGUAUAACUGAGCAUCACCUUAUUAUAAUUGUGGUGUCUUGAGUUUAUGGUAAUCAGAA
Halichondria panicea is the source of this 1837-nucleotide messenger RNA. RefSeq lists its product as uncharacterized. The transcript has 7 exons. The coding region runs from base 273 to 1685 and encodes 470 amino acids. The record is from RefSeq and is a predicted model, not a curated record. Lineage: Eukaryota; Metazoa; Porifera; Demospongiae; Suberitida; Halichondriidae.